Danaus plexippus (monarch butterfly) is the source of this 604-nucleotide messenger RNA. RefSeq lists its product as uncharacterized. NCBI's taxonomy places the organism in Eukaryota, Metazoa, Arthropoda, Insecta, Lepidoptera, Nymphalidae. The transcript has 4 exons. The coding region runs from base 85 to 573 and encodes 162 amino acids. The record is from RefSeq and is a predicted model, not a curated record.
UUAAAGUCAUAAGUUUCCAAUAUAGUAUUUUUGAAAAAUUACAGUUAAAAUAAAUAAAACAUUUCGUUUUUCUUUUCGAAAAAUAUGCUAAUACAUGCUGAUUUGAGACCAUGUACAGACCAAGACGAAUUACGUUUUAGAAGGAGGGCUUUACGAGAUGCAGUAAUAUGUAUAGGAUGGCUUAAAUUAAUAUCCAUAAUAUGCUACAUAAUUUUGUACUUUCUAGUACAUGCUAACAGUAAAGGACAUAUGUCUCGAGUUAUUCAAAUCAUGGUUUUGUCUCUUAUACCUUUUAUAAUUUUAAAUGGAGUGCUACUAUUUUUUGGAGCAUUAGAAGAGAAAUUGUGUGCUCUAGAAGUCGGCCUUUGGUUGUGCCUUAUAAUUGCAGCAUAUAAUACAGCGUUAGGGGCAGUCGGAGGUAUAUUUUUUAUACGGACAGGAUAUCUGACUAUGCAUUUCUUUCUUGCUGUUAUUUUUGGAAUUUUAGCAGUAUCACUGUACACUGUCAUUUGCCACGACAUUUUAAUUAUAUAUGCAUACAAGAAUCUCAUCAAAUCCCUUGGCCAUUGUUAAGUGAAGGUUUUAAUACUAUCAUAUUAUAAUA